Molecule: messenger RNA, 6109 nt
Organism: Electrophorus electricus (electric eel)
Lineage: Eukaryota; Metazoa; Chordata; Actinopteri; Gymnotiformes; Gymnotidae
Gene: lrrc7
Product: leucine rich repeat containing 7
Biological process (GO): embryo development; receptor clustering; neurotransmitter receptor transport postsynaptic membrane to endosome
Cellular component (GO): basolateral plasma membrane; postsynaptic density; postsynaptic membrane
Molecular function (GO): protein kinase binding
Source: RefSeq, a predicted model, not a curated record
GCGGCGCGAUGCGACCGGGGGACGGUGAGAAACAGAUUCGCGCAACAUUGUUACUUCACGACGAUGGAUAUUGUGAUGGCCGUUGAUAAAAAAUCGCUCUGAUAUGGCUCAGAACGCGUUGAGAAAGAGGGGGAGCUACAUCAGCGUAAGCUGAUAAAGACGUCCGUAUCUCUCUCUCUUUUUUAAAAAAAAAAGAAAAGAAAACGCGCUGCGUGAAGAGCAUUACGACUUAUUAAUGUAACAUAAACUUCAUUUUUUCCACAGAAAAACGAGAAGGCAUGGCUUAGUGGGUUUGUCGUAAACUAAAAUGCAUAUUAUAUAUUAUUAGGUUAAAACUGCAUAAUUUAUUGCUCUGUAGCAGAUAAUGUGGCUGCACUCUUGCUAUUACAAUAGAACAGCAUUUUAUGCCGCUGGAAGGCUGAGUCGUUGCGAGUCGAGGACAGACCGCGCUAUAAUGUGAUGCUCCGUGGAUUUCGACCACUCCUCCGUCUACUAUCUCAAGACCAACGACAGGGUCUUGGAUUACAAUUGGAAUAAAAAGCAGUUUGUUGAAUCAGUCCAAUGGACUCAACGCUUCAGUUGCAGUGUCUGGAGAUGACUACCAAGAGGAAGCUCAUCGGCCGCCUGGUGCCCUGCCGAUGCUUCCGUGGGGAGGAAGAGGUCAUCUCAGUGCUGGACUAUUCGCACUGUAGCCUGCAGCAGGUCCCCAAGGAGAUCUUCAGCUUCGAACGCACCCUAGAGGAGCUCUACCUGGAUGCUAACCAGAUUGAGGAGCUGCCUAAGCAACUCUUCAACUGUCAGGCCCUCCGGAAGCUGAGCAUUCCUGAUAAUGACCUCUCCAACUUGCCAACCACUAUCGCUAGCCUUGUAAACCUGAAGGAGUUAGAUAUAAGUAAAAAUGGCAUUCAAGAGUUUCCUGACAAUAUCAAGUGCUGCAAAUGUUUAUCAGUUGUAGAGGCCAGUGUAAAUCCUAUAACCAAACUCCCAGAAGGCUUCACCCAGCUCCUCAAUCUGACCCAGCUCUUCUUAAAUGAUGCCUUCCUCGAGUACCUGCCCGCCAAUUUUGGGAGAUUGUCCAAAUUACGCAUCCUGGAACUUCGAGAGAACCAUCUGAAAACCAUGCCAAAGUCAAUUCACAGGCUGUCACAGCUGGAGCGAUUAGAUUUGGGAAGCAAUGAAUUCACUGAACUGCCAGAAGUGUUGGAGCAGAUCCAUAACCUGAAGGAGCUCUGGUUGGACAACAAUUCAUUACAGACAAUACCAGGGUCUAUAGGGAAACUGAGACAGCUGAGGUACUUGGACCUGGCCAAGAACAGGAUCGAGAGUCUCGAUGCUGACAUCUCGGGGUGCGAGUCCCUUGAGGACCUCCUGCUCUCUUCCAACAUGCUGCAGCAGCUGCCUGAGACGAUAGGAAUGUUGAAAAAGUUGACAACAUUAAAAGUCGAUGACAACCAGCUAACCUCACUGCCUAACACGGUUGGAAGUCCCCGCGCCAAAUUAGGUUUAUCACUGUUAGAGGAGUUUGACUGUAGCUGUAAUGAAUUGGAGUCCCUGCCCCCAACCAUUGGUUACCUGCUCAAUCUCCGAACCUUCGCCGCUGAUGAGAACUUCCUGACGGAGUUACCCAGAGAGAUUGGAAACUGCAAGAAUGUCACUGUUAUGUCCCUGCGCUCCAACAAACUAGAAUUUCUGCCUGAUGAAAUUGGACAGAUGACAAAGCUACGUGUUCUCAAUCUGAGUGAUAAUAGGUUGAAGAAUCUUCCUUACACUUUCACAAAACUGAAAGAUCUUGCUGCACUUUGGUUAUCUGACAAUCAGUCCAAGGCCCUCAUCCCCCUCCAAACAGAGGCUCACCCUGAGACCAAACAGAGGGUCCUCACCAACUACAUGUUCCCACAGCAGCCUCGACACGACGAGGAUUACCAGUCAGACAGUGACAGUUUCAACCCCGCCCUUUGGGAGGAGCAGAGGCAGCAGAGGAUGACUGUGGCUUUUGACUUUGAGGAGAAGAAGGAGGAGGAGGAGGAGGACAACUCUGCAAAAGUCAAGGUCCCCCAGGCUUCUUAUGUUGAGAUUAAUCUGAAGCGAUAUCCCACCCCAUACCCAGAGGACCUGAAGAACAUGGUGAAGUCAGUGCAGAACAUGGUGGGCAAAACCACUCAUCCUCUCGGCACAGAGAAAUGCUCCUCAGGCACCAACAUGGAACUGCACAGCAAAGACAAAUAUGAGCCUCCAUGGCCCAUUGCACCCAAAGAGGUGACUGACAGAGAGGUGGUUAAAGACUUCUCCAAGCCUCCAAUGCCAGAGCAGAGUGUCAUGCUGAACUCAGCCAUUGACAUCCCGAAGAGGAAGGACAAGGAGGAUCUAACCGAGAGCUCAGAGAUUUCUUUACAUCGCGUCGUUCCCAAGCCGCAACAGCCAGAGAAUGCGAGCCUGGCCGUUACUUCCUCUUCCUGUUUCUGCCUCAUAGAUUCCAUGGGAGGCUCUCCUAAUGACAUCCGAAUAUCUGACAUGAGGCCAACUCUAGUGGAACCACCUAUGUACAAGCCAAAGGUGGUGUUGCUGGGGAAGGAGAAAAAAGAAUCCACUGAUGACUCAGACCCAGACAAAAUGCACUGUUUGAACAACAGUGGCUCCUCUGCCACCUACUCGGACUACUCACCCUCGCAGGGCUCCUCGGGGUCCUCCAACCCUCCUGGCAAUGUCAGCUCCCUGCAGAGCGCUGCCAAAGAGGGCCCAGCGCAGACUCACUGGACUAACAGGCUGGCACAGUCAUUCCCAAAGCCCUUAGAGACCAAGCCCCUGCUCAGUCAGAGAGAGACACCCCCUUCGAGCACCCUGCAGCAGCGAGGUGAGAGGCGGCCACUCAGUGAUGCCUAUGACGGCUGGAAUGACGCCCCCCACUAUGACAACACAGGGUUUGUAGCGGAGGAGGCUCCUCUUGAUACCCCCAGCGGCAGUAGUGGGAACCCUAUGCUAGGCACAAAGCCUCGUAGUGCCUCAACUACACAUGGGCGACGCCCUCUCAUGAGACAGGACCGCGUUAUGGGGGUGCCAUUAGAGCUGGAGCAGACACCGCACCCUUUCCGCACCACUCCUGACACUGAAGUGCCUCCUCCCCCUCCCCCUAACCCUUGGCAGAACUGGACGAGGACUCCUAGCCCUUUUGAGGACCGCACGGCUUUCCCCUCCAAGCUUGAACUCACCCCAGCAAACAGCCCCAACCCUGACCGCAAGGACUUUGAGCAGGAGAUCAGUGAACUACCUGGCACUUUCCCCUCUACAGGAGCCUGGGGAUUCCUGGACUCCAGAGACUCAGGGACAGGGCAAGGUCAGCCCAACAUCUUCACACAUGUUCAGGGUCAUAAAGAACCAAAUAAAGGUACCACUUUGGUCCUGAGCAAGAGCUCAGAGAGACUUUCACCAAUGAUGAAAGAGGUAAAGUCCAAAUUCAAGAAAUCCCAGAGCAUAGAUGAAAUUGAUAUAGGGUCCUACAAGGUGUACAGCAUUCCCUUGGACAACUACAGCUCUAGCAUAGAGAAUCAGGGUAGUGUGGACAGAGCAGACCUCCCAGGACAUCUGGAGCAGAGCAUGUCCAGGAGCAUGUCUGCACCCAUGCUGGACGAUGAUCUUGAUGGGUUUGGCAUGAAUAAAAAUUCGCAGCAGCAGAAGCCUGCUAUCCCGAAGAAAGUUUACCAGUUUGACCAAAGCUUCAACCCUCAAGGAGCCAUGGAUGUUGUGAAACCAGAAAGGAGAGUCCCCCCACCAUUCCCCAACACCCCUGAAUAUGUGAAUCAACCUGGCAAGACACUGCCAAAGGAGCUUGUUAGCCCUCGAGGCUACCGUGGCUAUCAACCAAUGGAGCAAAUGUUUUCCUAUUCUCAGACAUCAGUCACUGAUGAUGCGGUUCCUUCACAGUUCCCUGCCCAGCCACAGCGGUCACGCCCAGGCUUCCUGCGGCGAGCUGACUCUCUGGUAAGUUCUACAGAAAUGGCACUGUUCCGCAGGGUAGCUGAAGCCCAGGAACACCAAAUGGCAGACCUCUACAACAGGCCCCAACAGCUUAAAGGCAUGCUGGAACACCAGAACAGUCUGUCCACAAUGGCUGACACCCAGUUCCACAAGAGAAAUGGUAGGUAUGAAGAGGAAUACUCAUCUUAUCAAGAAACUAAAAAACCAAUUAUGGGAUACCCCACUAAGAGUCUGACACAACGUCGCCCCCUAUCUGCCCGGAGCUACAGCACAGAGACAUAUGGGGCAUCACAGGCUCGGCCUGUGUCUGCCCGGCCCACCAUGGCUGCCCUGCUCGAGAAAAUGCCUUCAGAUUAUAAUCUUAGUACAUGCACUGAGAAGAGCCCUGACGCUGAUAUGAAGUUGAGACCUGUUCCCCAGAAACCAGAGGACACAAGCUCCAAAAUGCCAGUGGACUGGAGACAACAGCUUCUAAGGCACAUAGAGGCAAAAAGGCUUGACAGGAGCGCUGUCCUUAAGCACAACACAGUAAACUUCGGCAUGCUGUACUCUGGAGGCUAUGCUGCACCGCAUGCCAGCAGAAGCAUGACAAUAAACUUUUACAAUAACACAAAGCAUGAAAACCAAACAACUCAGUGGCUACCUCUACCAAAUACCCCUUCACAACAGAGCAAUAUUUUAGAUAACGGCCAAGAGGUGGUCUCUCCAAGCACCCAAUGGGCGCCCUACUCACUGGGACGAAGAGAUGUGCCUCCGGAGAAUGCAAAUAUCAUCAAAAAGGCUGCCAUACCGCACCCGCACCAACCGCAGGGCAUGAUGGUGAGCUCUGCCUCGGCCGGCCCACCCCAUCGAGCCAUCCGUGACCAGCCGUACGAGGGAGCCAUGAACAAGGUCUCGAUCCAGCAGUACCAGUCCCCUCUGCCUGUACCCAUCACCAACACCACCAGUCCUCGGCCUCAGAGUGCACGGUGCUUCAUCCAGACCAAGGGCCAGAAGAGCAUGGAUGGCUUUCAGGAGCAGUUCUGUGUUCGGAUUGAGAAAAAUCCAGGCCUGGGCUUCAGUAUCUCAGGGGGAAUCGGUGGGCAGGGAAAUCCCUUCAAGCCCUCCGACAUGGGUAUCUUUGUUACUAGGGUACAGCCUGAUGGACCCACCUCCAAUGUCCUUCGACCGGGGGACAAAAUUCUGAAGGCCAACGGACAUAGUUUUGUACACAUCGAACACGAAACGGCAGUGUCUCUUCUGAAGAGUUUCCCGAAAGCUGUGGACUUGGUCAUUUUAAGGGAGAGCACAAUGUAAAUAUUUUUAUAACACUGACUUCUUGCUCAAAAGGAACAAGAACUUGUACAUCAUGUUUUUAUCUAGGAAAAAGUUGCCAAUUGCUGGACCAAUGGCAAAUACUAGUGCCAAAUGUACAAUAGAUAACAUAUCUAAUAAUGUUACAUAUGGCUUUCACGUAUACCUGUGUUGAAAACUUACACUGAUGUGGUUGAAGUUCCUUUCUAUUUCUCAGCCUGUGGCUGUAGGUGGGUGCGUUUUUCUGCUUAUUUAUAUCGCCUAUUAUUUUGUACCUAUUUUUCCAAGCAGCUUUUCAUUUAAAUCUUGAAGCAUGAAGGCACAUCGGCUUUUAAGAACAUUUAUUCAUCACUGCCUCAACUCUGUAAAUGCCUUGUGUAAAUAUAAACAUUUACUUUUCAAAUGUUAUUAGAGAGGAGAAUGUGAAUGAAAGCUUUCCGAUAUUAUUUAAUUUUUUUUUUUUUUUUUUUGGUAACACGUAGGAAGAUACACGCUACUUUAUCCUGCUGACCCUUCACUUCAUUUGAAUUAAUUUCUGAGACGUUUUAUUAAGUGGUCACCUACUACCACAUUUUGGGUGUGGUAUUAGAUUGUGUGUGGCUCUUAGAUGAGUUUUGCACAAAUCAAAUGGUAGAAAAGAAUCCAGAUGCAAUAUUGUUCUUGAUUUUUGACUCUUCUGCACCACCCUCUGCUGGCCAGUACAGAGGAGAGUACUACUAAGAUUUCCUAGCCUUCAUUUCACACAGGGUGGAGCCCCAUCCCAUUAAUUUGCCAUGUUGAGAACAUGAGCAUUUUCACAUUUUUCUUAUUACCAAUAUUAUUUUAACCUCACAUGUAAUAGAUA